CUCGAACGGAAGAUACAUCUUCUGUCAUUUGCGUCACUGAGUUUUGCACGCGUCGGGCAUGAUCUGCCUUACUCAGAGGUCGCGUCGAUACUGCAUAUUGAACUGACUGAAGUGGGCGAUCGAUGGUAUGUCCUAUUGACAUCCUUGAUUCAUACCAGUUUUCUUUGGGGGAAGCUCUCGCAGACUACUCAAUCUCUACACGUUUGCCAUUCGUCAGCGCGCACGUUUGAGCGAGAGCAAUGGGAGGCG
Molecule: messenger RNA, 249 nt
Organism: Suillus plorans
Lineage: Eukaryota; Fungi; Basidiomycota; Agaricomycetes; Boletales; Suillaceae
Exons: 2
Source: RefSeq, a predicted model, not a curated record